AUGGCCAACGACGAGAUCAACGUCCCGUCUCUCGUCCUGAUAUUGGUCGUCUCGGGCUUCAUUAUCCGCCACUUCUUCUUCCGCGGCUCACCACCCGCAAACGGCGCACGCGGCUCUUCCGAGGCCGGCGCACGAGGUGCCGCUGCCGCUGGAAGCCAACAGGGCCAGUCGCGAGAUCAGCGGCGUGCCGAGGCCCUUGACCGCCGUACCGAGGCGGCUGUCGAGCAAAUCCAGCAAAUCUUUCCCUAUGCCGACCGCCGUGAGGUCUGGUGGGAUCUGCGCCGCAACGGCGUUAAUGUCGCCGCCACCACCGAGCGCAUUCUAGCUGGGCGUCUGGAUUCGCCUCCCGUGACGUUCCAGCCUCCUACACAGCAACCCCGGCCGAGCACCAACGGCUCACGAACGGGCAGCGCCGCCGCUGCUGGUGCAGCCGGCACGCCUGCCGCCUCCAAGUCUGGCCAGCCGAGUCUGAUCCAGCGCUACAAUCUCGAGAGCAAGGUCGCCGAGCUGUCUGGAGGCGCCGACGCCGAAUCUUCAGAAAAACCCUCUCCGUCCGGCGGCAAGUCCAAGAACUGGAGCACAAACCGCGACGAGCGGCAAACCCUGCUCAAGAAGCGGCGGGACGACAUGAUUCUCGAGGCACGGCGUAAGAUGGAGGCCAAGAUUGCGGCCGAAAAGGCAAAGACUGCUGAAGGAGCAGCAGCGGCAGCAACAGGCGGUGAUUCGGCGAGCUCAUGA
Molecule: messenger RNA, 738 nt
Organism: Sporothrix brasiliensis 5110
Lineage: Eukaryota; Fungi; Ascomycota; Sordariomycetes; Ophiostomatales; Ophiostomataceae
Product: coupling of ubiquitin conjugation to ER degradation protein 1
Exons: 2
Coding region: 1-738 (245 amino acids)
Molecular function (GO): ubiquitin binding
Source: RefSeq, a predicted model, not a curated record